Sphaeramia orbicularis (orbiculate cardinalfish) is the source of this 2477-nucleotide messenger RNA. It is a transcript of the gene rnf217, whose product is annotated as ring finger protein 217. Gene Ontology annotation, biological process: protein ubiquitination. The transcript has 7 exons. The record is from RefSeq and is a predicted model, not a curated record. Bases 102 to 1823 code for a protein of 573 amino acids. Gene Ontology annotation, molecular function: ubiquitin-protein transferase activity; zinc ion binding. Lineage: Eukaryota; Metazoa; Chordata; Actinopteri; Kurtiformes; Apogonidae.
GCUCCGGCUACCUGCUUUGUUUUGUUUUGGUAGUAGGAGUUAGAGAAGAGACAGGAAGAGAGAGAGAGGGGACAGGAGCCGGCGGAGAAGCGGCUCACUAAAUGGGGAGAGCUAACUCGGGUAUGGAAGAUGAAGGGCCAGUAAGUGAACACUGUAAAAUGCCCAGUUUUAUCAGCAGUUUUGAGGAGGGGAGGGCCAAAUUGUCCCGCAACCUGUCGACUGAAACUUCCUUCACCGACAGCAAAGUUGAGCGGUCGCUUCGGGAUGUGAACCGCCGUGUCACCAGGUCCAACUCUCGGCUCUCCCUCGACGGACCGGAGGGGGACACGGAGGAGCGGGGCGGCGAGGAGAAGGAUGCGGAGGGCAACAACAACAACAACUGCAACAGCGGCGGAGGCGGAGACAGGAGGAGGGCGAGCGCCGUGGAGAUUUUACGGAGGAAUUUCGGGGCUGUUUCUAAGUCUCCUUCCCUGCGUUUGAGCACCAGCAGUCGGAUGCAGUGUGGGGAAGAGGACGGCGGUCUGCACGGUGUUACAAACAGCCAUGGAACUGAAUGUGACCAGUGUCAAAAGUCGGAGCGAGAAACGGGCGAGGCGGGGGUAAAAAACGAGCGAACCCUGAGCGAGUUGUCGAGUUCGGCUGUACAAGGAGUUGAAUUUGCUCCCGUAACAAGUCAGUGCCAUAACAUAUGUGACAGUGACAACAACACAGCCCGUUUAGACGAGUCUUUGAACGCCAAAGAGCACGUAUAUUGCACUGUUUACUGCAUCGCCGGCGACAGUCACCGAACAGACGCAGAAAUCACAGAUAUCUACGAUGACACGGGCCGUUCUGACGGACGACAAAUGGAGGCGGAGACGGGACAGGACGCCGGUUCGAGUCCGGAGCCGGUACCGUACACGCUGGACGACCUGGUGGAUCCGUUUGGGGACCUUGCCAACCGGCUACCGACGGAGCAGGCCGGUGCAGAGACGGCGCUGCAGAGUUGCCGGGUGUGCCUGGAGUCGAAAACCAUCGCACCCCUGCCCUGCUGCAGGAUGGCCGUGUGCGAUGAGUGUCUGGAACUCUACGUCAGCUCCCAGGUGCGAGUGGCCAAAGCUUACAUCGGCUGUCCGAUCCCAGAGUGUAGUGGCUACAUGGAAGAAGGACUUCUGCUCACCCAUCUGUCCAAUGAGGACACGGCAAAAUAUCGGUAUUUUUUGGAACUCAGUCAGCUGGACUCGAGCACCAAACCCUGCCCCCAGUGCAGUCAGUUCACAUCCCUGAAGAAGCACAACCCAAACCGCACCGAGCACAAAUACAAGAUCCAGUGUAGCAAUUGCCAGUUUGUGUGGUGCUUCAAAUGCCACGCGCCCUGGCACAACGGCCUGAAGUGUCGUGACUACAGAAAAGGAGACAAGCUGCUACGAACCUGGGCCAGCGUCAUAGAGCACGGACAAAGAAAUGCACAGAAGUGUCCAGAGUGUAAGAUCCAUAUUCAGCGGACAGAGGGAUGCGACCAUAUGACGUGCACUCAGUGUAACACUAACUUCUGUUACCGCUGUGGAGAGCGUUACAGACAUUUAAGAUUUUUCGGGGACCACACAUCCAACCUCAGCGUGUUCGGCUGCAAGUAUCGCUAUCUACCCGAUAAACCUCAUCUGAGACGUCUAAUUAGAGGGUCUGUCUGUGCGACGAAGGUGCUGAUAGCUCCAGUGGUCAUUUUGCUGGUGGUGGUGCUCGGAGCUCUUGCCCUGGUGAUAGGUUUGGUCUUUUUCCCAGUCUACUAUGUGUGUAAGAGGAGAAAGAAGCAUCGCACUCAGGGUUCUGGACGGUGGAUCUGAAACUUGGCCUGCACUUCCUCUAGACCUACACACACAUCUAUGAAGACAAUACCCACAUGACCUCAGGGACCGACAUGCCAGCCUGAGUCACCCCAACCAUCUUUGACAAAAACCAGAAAAUCAGCACACGGGCUGUUAGUUAAGGCCUCUCAGGUAAAAGGAAGUACGCAAACCUCGGCCAAUCACACGUCAUUACAAUAUUUAUUUACUGCUGCAGAAGGAAUGCUUUAUUGUGACCAAGGAUAUUCAAGCCAAAAAGGAAGGAUCCCCACAUAUUUAUAUGGACUUCUGGAGGAGCCACGUUCCCAUCCAUUAAAACUGUAAAAUCUUUUCAGCUGUCGGAUAUUUCAAGCCCCAGACACAGUUUUCAUCAACACACACUUAGAGUGUUUCACUCUUCUGUCACUUUUGAUGAUUAACCACACCCAUCUCUAAAAUCAACAAGCCUAACCACAUGUAACAGGUGGAUGCAGGUUUGUUGACACCUGCAUCAUAUGAAUGUGUUUUCCUGUGUCAUUUUGGUGAAGUGUUAGACUUGAUAUGGCACAUGUCUGACAAAGGAGGCCUGGGGCUGUUGGCGCCUGGAAAUAAUGAAGGCACAAGUAACACUGACAGUAGCAGGAAGAGGAUAAGAGGCUUUAACACGUGCAGCUC